GAUCCGGAGGGUCCCGGCGGAUCCCGAGGAUCCCGGUGACAGCGGGGGCGGCCCCGGGCGCGGCCCCUUCGUGCCCUCAGCGCGUCUCGGGGCGCUGGGCGCGGCCCUCACCCCGCGUUGGCUCCUCCUCGCCGGUAUCCAGGGACGCGGCUCCGUUGCUGAGGGGCUCCGCCGGGCCCGGCCAUGGUGCGGCUGCACGUGAAGCGCGGCGGCGAGAGCCAAUUCCUGCUGGAGGCGCCGGGCAGCGCCCGCCUGGCUGAGCUGGCGCCGCUUGCCGCCCGCAUCCACAACGGGCGGCUGAAGGUGCAGCGCCUGUGCUCAGAGAUGGAGGAGCUGGCAGAGCAUGGUAUUUCGUUGCCUUACAAUAUGCAAGGACUGACAGAUGAGCAAAUUGGAGAGCUGAAGUUAAAGGAUGAGUGGGCAGAGAAGUGUGUCCCAAGCGGUGGGAGCAUCUUCAGGAAGGAUGAAAUGGGACGGAGAAAUGGGCACGCUCCAAAUGAAAAAAUGCAGCAGGUUAUAAAGAAGACAAUAGAGGAAGCCAAGGCAUUAAUCUCUAAGAAACAAGCUCAGGCCAACGUGUGUAUUAAUAUGGAGAUGGUGAAAGACGCGUUGGAGCAGCUCCGAGGGGCUGUGAUGAUUGUGUAUCCAAUGGGAUUGCCUCCACACGAUCCAAUUAGGAUGGAGUUUGAAGAUAAAGAAGACUUGUCAGGAACUCAUGCUGGACUUGAAGUUAUAAAAGAAUCAGAAGCACAGUUAUGGUGGGCAGGAAAGGAGUUGCAAGAAACAAAGUUGCUGUCUGACUAUGUAGGAAAAAAUGAGAAAACAACCAUCAUUGUCAAGAUCCAGAAAAAAGGACAAGGAGCUCCAGGGCGUGAGCCUGUGAUUAGUCAUGAAGAGCAAAAAGAGAUGAUGCUGUAUUACUACAGAAAGCAGGAGGAGCUGAAGCUGAGAAAACUUUCCGUAGGAUCCGAGUUUUUACCACAGUAUUUGUGGAUCUGCUGGAUUCAUUUAUUAUGGCUGAAAUGGAAUGAACUCACUGCAAAAAGAUUGAAGACUACAGGAACCUGGGAAAGCCUAUAGGUAUUUUAACUAUCCAGGGAUUUUGAGAUGACGAGACAGAAACACCACACAGAGUUUGCAUAUUUUCUUUUAAACUGUUUAUUUCUGGAAGUUUGAGAGCAGCUGUGCCCUUCCAGAGGGAAAACCCAUUCUUUGUCAAAGGACAUGCAGAGUGGAAUGUUGCUAAAAUGUUUGUUCUGUGGCCAUAUCACCAUCCUAAUGAAUGGAAGUGGUUUUCAGACCUAGUUUCACUCCUUUUCUCCUUUUCAGUUUUGCUUUCCCGGGUUGUCCUAGGCUCUGCUUUCACCCAGGAUUCGGAAAGAUUUAUUUACUGCUUCCUGCAACCUCACCCAGGGAUUCCUGGUGACAAACUCAGGGUAUUUUCAAGGCAGGAGUGGGGAGUCUGAACAGCCAUGCCAACAUUGCACGUUGCCUUCCAGCAAGUUUAGGUGUUGAUGUCAUUUCAUGUCAUUUCCAAAGGCAUGUUAUUCCCACAGCCACGUGUGUGGCAUGAACCAAAUAGUCCAUAAAACCGCCAGCUCUCCUCUGCAGUAUUUUCUCCUUAGGCUGCUCUUCUGGGAAGUUGCAGGGAUUUUACUGCUGUAACUCCAUCCAGCCCUGAGUGCCCUCCCCGAGCGCUGCUGCUGCCGCCCCAUGGCACCCUCCCAAAAGAUACCUCUGAGGAAAUGGAUUCCAGCUAUGGCACUUCUGGUGGAUUUUUCAGGGCUUGGGGCAGGUAAGUACAUUCCUCAUUAAUUCUCUAGUUUCUCUACUGGAUGCUUUUUUUGCAGAGGGUGUUUUUUCAGAAAGAUUGAAAUAACUUCUGUUUCUCAGGCUUUUCCAUGUUUGUCUUCACUCUGACUUCCAGACUGCUGUGAACAGUGAACAUUUGGGAAUGAGGUGAACCACUAAUUGAUAGCUUUCCCCAGUUAGACUUGGAAAGUUUAUGCAGAAAGAAUAAAAUAACAACCCAAAUUCAGAAUAUAAAUAGUUCAGUCAAGGGAACAAAUCCAGAGUGAAGCUUGACCUCCCAGCCUGGAGCAAAAGCUGCUUUCCCUACCCUACUGAGUUGCUCCUGGUGCUGGACUUCUGACAGGUUUUGUCACCAUGUCUGAGGAUCCACUUAAACAGGUAUGCAUUACUAAGCACCUUUUUUUUUUUAAUUCAAAACAGAUUCCCAGAGACUGUGGAAUGCUCCAUAUUGGGAAGGAGGCACCUGCAGGAAUCUUUUACUGUGCGCCUCCUGUUGUGGAGCCCAGCCCACUCUCCACAAUCCAGUUGGAUCAGUAAAAGGAAGAGGAUAGGGUUUUUUUGGCUAGUACGAUCUGUCAGCAGG
Molecule: messenger RNA, 2395 nt
Organism: Pseudopipra pipra
Lineage: Eukaryota; Metazoa; Chordata; Aves; Passeriformes; Pipridae
Gene: CFAP298
Product: cilia and flagella associated protein 298
Exons: 7
Coding region: 184-1080 (298 amino acids)
Biological process (GO): regulation of cilium movement
Source: RefSeq, a predicted model, not a curated record